Molecule: messenger RNA, 3909 nt
Organism: Oryzias latipes (Japanese medaka)
Lineage: Eukaryota; Metazoa; Chordata; Actinopteri; Beloniformes; Adrianichthyidae
Gene: kpna4
Product: karyopherin alpha 4 (importin alpha 3)
Biological process (GO): protein import into nucleus
Cellular component (GO): cytoplasm
Molecular function (GO): protein binding; nuclear import signal receptor activity
Source: RefSeq, a predicted model, not a curated record
AGAGCGAGGCUGCCCUCUACCACCGGCAUUCCCAGUAUGCACCGCGGACCGAGCAGCAAAAAAUAGUCCACUAACGAAAGACUGCGAAAAGGGAACCAGAAACAGAUAGCUUACCGGCUAAAACUCUGUCCAGUAAUAUUUAACGUAAUCAGAACUACUAACAUGGCCGACAACGAGAAACUGGACAACCAGCGACUAAAGAAUUUCAAGAACAAGGGCCGAGAUUUGGAGACGAUGAGAAGACAAAGGACUGAGGUUGUCGUGGAACUUCGAAAGAACAAAAGGGACGAGCAUCUGCUGAAGAGGAGAAAUGUUCCCCACGAGGACCUCUGUGAGGACUCUGAUCUUGAUGGAGAUUUCAGAUCACAAAACACCUCUCUUGAAGCAAUAGUACAAAAUGCCACUAGUGACAACCAGGGUGUCCAGCUGAGUGCUGUUCAGGCUGCUAGGAAGUUGUUGUCCAGUGACCGUAAUCCUCCCAUAGAUGACCUCAUUAAGUCUGGGAUCCUGCCUAUACUGGUCCACUGCCUGGACAGAGAUGACAAUCCAUCUCUCCAGUUUGAAGCUGCCUGGGCUUUAACCAACAUAGCAUCUGGCACCUCAGAGCAGACCCAGGCUGUGGUUCAGUCCAAUGCUGUUCCGCUGUUCUUGAGGCUGCUCCACUCUCCUCACCAGAAUGUCUGUGAACAGGCUGUCUGGGCCCUGGGUAAUAUCAUCGGGGAUGGUCCUCAGUGCCGAGACUAUGUGAUCAGCCUUGGUGUGGUUAAGCCCCUGCUGUCAUUCAUCAGCCCCUCCAUCCCCAUUACCUUCCUCCGCAAUGUCACCUGGGUCAUGGUCAACCUUUGCCGUCACAAGGACCCUCCACCACCCAUGGAAACAAUCCAGGAGAUCCUGCCAGCUCUCUGUGUGCUGAUUCAUCACACUGAUGUCAGUAUCUUGGUGGACACCGUGUGGGCUUUGUCUUACCUGACUGAUGCUGGAAAUGAGCAGAUCCAAAUGGUCAUCGACUCAGGCAUUGUCCCUCAUCUGGUACCUCUACUGAGUCACCAAGAGGUCAAAGUUCAGACUGCUGCCCUCAGGGCCGUUGGGAACAUAGUGACCGGCACAGACGAGCAGACGCAGGUAGUGCUCAACUGUGACGCCCUCAGCCACUUCCCAGCACUCCUCACCCACCCAAAAGAGAAAAUCAACAAGGAGGCAGUGUGGUUCCUGUCCAACAUUACAGCAGGGAACCAGCAGCAGGUGCAGGCAGUCAUAGAUGCCAAGCUGGUCCCCAUGAUCAUCCACCUGCUUGACAAGGGCGACUUUGGCACCCAGAAAGAAGCAGCGUGGGCCAUCAGUAACCUGACAAUAAGUGGCAGAAAAGAUCAGGUGGCUCACCUCAUUGAGAAACAGGUGAUUCCUCCCUUCUGCAACCUGCUCACAGUGAAGGACGCUCAGGUGGUGCAGGUCGUCCUUGAUGGUCUCAGCAAUAUCCUAAAGAUGGCUGACGACGAGGCAGAAACUAUUGCUAACCUCAUUGAGGAAUGUGGAGGUUUGGAAAAAGUGGAGCAACUUCAAAAUCACGAAAAUGAAGAUAUCUACAAAUUGGCUUACGAAAUUAUUGAUCAGUACUUCUCAUCUGAUGAUAUCGAUGAAGACACCAGCCUGGUCCCAGAGACCAUCCAGGGCGGGACUUACGGCUUUAACUCUGCCAACGUGCCAGCCGAGGGAUUCCAGUUCUAGACGUCAUCUGGGGUAUUCUGGAGUUUUGUUCACGAUGCAGCACUCUGUUCAACAUAAAUAAAUUAGGAGAGAAAGAGCGAGAGAGAGCGAGUGUGAGAAAUUCGAUCCAUUGUGCUUGGCUCGUGGGAUCCAUGGCUGCAUCUUAUCUGAAAGGAAAAUAUACAGAUUUCAUUUGGCAUUCCAGGGGAACCGGCCCAAAUGAAGUUUGAGAUGGCGAGUGGGUGCGAGUGAGAAUGAGUGGCUACAUGUUGAAAACAAAAAAUAAGCAAAACAUCCACAUCGAAUGCGUUGAGAGACAUGCCGACAUAACUUCUGUGUUAUUGGAGCGGUCGUCUUCGGAAAACUUCCUCAAAUGACAACAAAAAAAAGUCGAUGUCUAACCAGGGAGAACCAUGGACAUUCACAAAAAAGCUAUCAAGAGAUCUUGAAACAUAACGACAAAACACAGAAAGAAAAUACUGUCAAUAAGGACUGAGAUGAACCUCAAACCAUCGCAACUCUGCGGUCCUCCGACUUGAGACGGCACCAGCCUCAAUGUGCCCCUCCCCCAAUCGGCCACGCUAUUAGACAUGUGUGUGUAUGGACCCAUUGUGUAUGACUGUCUGGACUCAGUGCUGAGGAGCCAGGUUCAUCUCCUCCAACAAAGACGCCCCGGCCGACGGGGCGCCAUCCUCUCCCCCCUGGUGGGCAUGGCCAGGAGUCCGGCUGCGCGUGUCGCAUGUGAGAGCGAGAGUGGGACGGCUGACUUGUGUGUGCGUGAGUGGGAGUGUGCAAGGCUGGGUGAGAACGCAUGCAGAGACGGGAAAAGAUACAAAAAGAUCCGAAGAGAAACAAUUGAAAAACGCAACAAUAAGUUUAGCAAAGGAUUCAGGAAAGAAAUUCUGCCUUUGUGUGAGACUGAUCCUCAAGUCCCUGAAAGGAAGAACUUUGGACAUGGAAAACAAAAAAAAUCGUCAUCUAAGGACUUUAUUUUUUUUUUCUUUUGGUGAACUUUUAAGUUAGUAUUCACUGACACUGGACAAUGUUAAAGGCAAUGUGGAGCAGCAGUGCAUUGAAUUAAGAUGCUUUUGGGCUUUUCUUUCUGCCUCCAGUGUGUUUCCUUUAUGUUUAUAUUUUCCGUUUCAGCUUUUAGUUUCACUGCUUCUGUAACAGUGACUUGAUGACGAUUGUAUUACACCUCUCCACCAGAACCUGAAGCACCGGACUUUGGGCUCUGAAAUUCUGACACCAUAAACCCUAAUCAACCAAACGAUCUGUUCCUCCUGUAACUUCCUCUUUUUAUCAUUUAAGUUUUACAGCAAAAAUCACAGCUUGCAGUAUUGUUGCCAUAGCUUUGAUUAUCACCGAGGGAGAAUAGAACAACAGCCUUGUCACAUAGGAUUGUUAAUCAUAACCUUUGCAUGUACUAAACUAUAGCACAGUUCUUUUUAGGGUAUUUUAGUUUCCUUAGACUGUGGUAACAGUGUAAUUUUUCAUUUUUAAGUAAAACUGUGCUUAGAUGUUACAUGUUUACCCUUCCCUUAGUCUAUGCUAGUGUCCAGUUUGCAAAAUAAUCUGUAUGGUUUUGCACAUCAUUCUGCAAAGUGAGGCCUGAAAUCUUUCUGGGGUUUACCUGCAAACGUUCUCCGGAUUAUGCGGCGCAACCCCGGCUUUUGAUUUUUCUAGACAGAUCCAUCGAUCCCUUUUCGUGAUACUUGAGAGAACAUUAACUUUAUUUCAGGAGCAGCAGGAAUUAAUCUGCUAAUGUAUAUCAAUUAAAGAGGGACUCAAAAGUCCUUUUUCUUGUGGUGUCCCAAAUGCAGACUGGAGUUGUUCUUUGUGGGUUUCCCUAAAUAAUAUAUAAACUGGCAAACAAAUUUGCUGUAACAUGAGUACCCUGCAGUCCCCCUCUUUCUUCCUCUUACCAGCUAGGUGUACAAGCUUACCCCCCCCUUUUCAGUUUUUGUUACCUUGAUACACUGUAGUGAUGAUUACACAUUGUGCUCACGAUCCUUCUGUUUAAACAUAGUUUUUUUUCCUUCCUUUUUUUUCAUUUGGUUUUGCAGCAUUCCUUGUUAGCAAACGUGGUUUCAAAUCUAAAACUAUUGAAGGAAAAAAAUAAAAUGCGGCUUUGCCUGAGAACAAGUUUUUUGGGAAAGGCUGCAGGAUGGGUUAUCUUCAAGAAAAUAAAUGGUGAAACCCUGA